UCGGUUUUCCUGGCAUAAGCUAACGGGCCACUCCGACACAGGUGGGGGCGAUCGAGCUCUAAAAGGGCAUUUGCCAAAGUGAAACAAGGAAAAAGAAGGAGAAUUCAGUACCUUUGAAUGAUGGAUACCGGAGUUUACUAGCGUCAUGCUGCUACGGUCCAAGCACCGUCAGACAGUGCAGUCUACAAUUUACAGCGACGCAAUGACCACCAGCACAGUAUUAUUAGGUGCUUUAUAGCAAAGUGAUUUUACCUGAUGACAUCUAAAUCAAAGACCCAGUUGACACCCCUGCCAUGGACAGAGAUCCUUGCGUAUUGGGUGCUGUCCUUUGGCUCACAUCUCUAUUCUUUCUACCAAUUGCACAGGUUCUCAAAACAGCAUGAAGCAGGAUUAGAGAGAGAAUUCCAGUUGGAAAAGGGUCUUCUUGAGGGUUAUAAAAGGGACCCAUCAGACUUUGAGUGGAGUUUCUGGACUGAAUGGGCUAAGAAGUCUUUGCUGUGGACCCUGACUGGUCAUGGCAUCAUAUCGAGACUGACCAGCAUCUUUUAUCCCAAGCUCAGGGUGCCAGUACUCACGAUCUAUGGCCUCUUAGCAGCCAGCAGCGUGUUGGGGGUUAAAGGUGUGAGUGUGCUGGUACAUCUGGGCCUGUCCUUUUCAGUGGCCCAGCUGAGAAAAACCACUUUAUCAUGGGCAUGUAACCUGCUGCUGCUCUCCACACUUCACAUCCAGCCACUUCAAGAGAUCCAGAGAAGCUGGUAUGAGACAGAGGAGGAGUACUAUCUGCUGCUCUUCAGUGUUGCUGUCUGCGGUCUGCGCUUUAUCAGCUUCAGCCUGGAGCACUGCUGGUGCCCUCCAGACCGUGGUGGAGUUGUGCCGCUCUGUUGGUUGUUUUCGUACACCUUUUAUCAUCCCUUUUUCUACAAUGGACCCAUUAUCACAUACAAAGACUACAUUGAGCAGAUGCGGAGGCCUGUCGAGGAGAGUGACAGGGACGGAUCUGCUCUUAGUUACUUGGUGCUCAGAUCUGGACGGAUCCUACUGUGGUGGUGCAUUGCAGAGUACAUGAUCCAUGUAAUGUACAUGCACUCCAUCCAGUCUAAUGAGACCUACUUACAAAUUCUUCCUCCUUGGGCCUUGGGUGGUCUGGCCCUGGCCCUCGUCCAAUUCUUCUAUGUGAAGUAUCUGGUACUGUUUGGUCUUCCAUCCAUGCUGGCUACUUUGGAUAAACUGGAUCCCCCCAAGCUUCCUUCCUGUGUCAGCAUCAUGUACAGUUUCACAGGAAUGUGGAGGCACUUUGAUGAGGGUCUGUAUCGAUGGCUCAUCAGGUAUGUCUACGUGCCGUUGGGAGGCUCACGACACGGCCCUCUUUACAAAAUAUUAUCCACUGGCCUUGCGUUUGGAUUCGUCUGCCACUGGCACGGUGGCCAUGACUACUUACAGUACUGGGCCCUAAUGAACUGGGCUGGAGUUCUGGUGGAAAACGGGCUGAAGUCUCUCUUUGCGUCAUCCUUUAUUCACUCCAUUGUUGUAAGUUGGAAAUCCAAGCAUUCCCUGGUUUUCCCAUUGAUUUGAUGUUCAGUUAAGAUGCGUGGA
This is a messenger RNA of Lates calcarifer (barramundi perch), 1593 nucleotides long. RefSeq names its product protein-cysteine N-palmitoyltransferase HHAT-like. Gene Ontology annotation, biological process: protein palmitoylation. Gene Ontology annotation, cellular component: endoplasmic reticulum. Lineage: Eukaryota; Metazoa; Chordata; Actinopteri; Centropomidae. The record is from RefSeq and is a predicted model, not a curated record. Gene Ontology annotation, molecular function: palmitoyltransferase activity.